AUGUCGUCUCUCCAGCUCGCUGGCCGCAUCAUCUCCCUCCCGAACGAUCUCAGACGCGUCGCCUUGAAACAGGCAUUUGCAGCCUCGACGUCACGACUCCCAGCCAAAGCUCCCGCGCGAGCAUUCGCAACCUACAAUACCAACUUCGAAGCACCUCCGUCCCCGAGCUCCGUCAAUCAUGAAGAGGUGUCACAUUUCAACGCUCUCGCCUCAUCAUGGUGGGACCCGCACGGCUCGAGCAGACUGCUCCACCUCAUGAAUCCUCUCCGACACAAGUUCAUAAAGCAAUGCUUGGGCAGUUACGUCCGGGAUACCAGGGAAAAGCUCAGAUUUCUGGACAUUGGAUGUGGAGGAGGUAUAUUCGCCGAAUCCGCGGCGCGACUGCCGAUGACAGAGUCUGUCACCGCGAUCGAUCCCACGCCCGAAGUCAUCGCUGUCGCGAAAAAGCAUCGAAGGACGGAUCCUCUGCUUCUCGAACCCGGUCGCCUUACGUAUAAGAAUAUCCCGAUCGAACAGCUUCCACCACCGUCUACGCCUAGUGAAGGCUUCGAUGUCAUCUCCAUCUUCGAAGUGAUCGAGCAUAUCCAGACCCCUUCCACCUUCUUGGAGAGCAUAUUACCUCAUCUGAAGCCUGGCGGAUGGCUGGUGGGAUCUACAAUUGCAAGGACAAAUACUUCAUGGUUCACGACCAAAUUCAUCGCGGAAGAUGUGCUGAGGAUGGUACCGAGGGGAACACACGAGUGGAGUCGAUAUAUCCAGCCGAAUGAGCUGAGGGAAUGGGCGAGAUCGAAGCCGGAACUGGACGUGGUGGUGGGCGCCAAGGGAUGGCAGGUCAUGGGUGUGGUGUAUGUGCCUGGAUUCGGAUGGAAAGAAGUGCCCGGCAGUGAGGAUUGGGGAAACUACUUCUUUGCUGUGAGGAAGCUGCCGGAGAGUGCACAGUGA
Molecule: messenger RNA, 942 nt
Organism: Lecanosticta acicola
Lineage: Eukaryota; Fungi; Ascomycota; Dothideomycetes; Mycosphaerellales; Mycosphaerellaceae
Source: the annotation of a GenBank genome assembly